Penicillium bovifimosum is the source of this 999-nucleotide messenger RNA. RefSeq lists its product as uncharacterized. The transcript has a single exon. NCBI's taxonomy places the organism in Eukaryota, Fungi, Ascomycota, Eurotiomycetes, Eurotiales, Aspergillaceae. The record is from RefSeq and is a predicted model, not a curated record. Bases 1 to 999 code for a protein of 332 amino acids.
AUGGACAAAAGCUCCUCACCAGCUGCACCGGGGGCUUUCCCCAUACCCCUGCUAAGGACGAUCUGCCUAAUUGUCAGGCUCAUAUACCUCCAGAUCCUCUACUUAAUCUCAAGCCUCGCACGACCAUUCAGGAACACUCGUCGCCAAUUUGCAUCCUUCAAUCAAGCCAUUGUCCGCACAGAAACAAGCAUCACGGCCGCCAUCCUCGGCGCCCAGGCCUCAACCUACAACUCCAUCACGGCAACAGGGCGCCAAUGGCGCGUAACAUCAGGCAAUGGCAUCAUAAGCCAAGAGCAUAACUUCCGCUCCAUGAGGACCAUAAUUCAAAGCCCCACCAGCUUACGACCUCUCUCCCCAUGGCCGCGACAAAUCGAAUGCUCAGAUUCCUCCGGGGAGCAAGAAUCCCCAACGCUCCAAACAGAUGGGAGCACAGCACAGCCCGGCACAAAUACAGGCACAGGUACAGGCACAGGACACCCGCAAGAAAGCUCCUCCGUCUACGAUACCAUCUGUAAAAUCCGCUCCGCCACACAAGAGAGCAUCUCUACAAUCGCCAACUCCGCGAAAGAGAUCAUGCGACAGUCACCAAUAACGGCGCGCAAUCUGGACGGCACGCCAUUUGACGAGGAGCGACCUGAUAUAUCGCAGCACACGUUAAAGCUGACAGUCAUCCGGCCACCGGUGUCUACUCCAGAGCCACGCGUCGUCGGGAAUGAGUCUGCCCGGAUUUCUGCACCUGCGCGCAUGGUUGAUCACUUCAGUGAUCCGGGUCCGGAUAUUGCAGUUAAUGGGACACAGCCUGUUCUGUUUGGUGCGAGUAUUGAGUCGACUGUUAAGGCGGAGACUUUGGAGAUGAAUCACUCGCGGGAAUGUCACUCUAUUGAGAGUUAUCCUGGGAAGUUCCCUGUGAGUGAUUCGCUGGAUUUCAGCUCGCUUGCGACUGCGUAUGCUGUUAGGGGGCGAGGGACUACUUCUGUUCGGCCUUUCUCGGACUACUGA